This is a messenger RNA of Ictalurus punctatus (channel catfish), 3301 nucleotides long. It is a transcript of the gene prr14, whose product is annotated as proline rich 14. The record is from RefSeq and is a predicted model, not a curated record. Bases 200 to 3163 code for a protein of 987 amino acids. The transcript is spliced from 9 exons. Lineage: Eukaryota; Metazoa; Chordata; Actinopteri; Siluriformes; Ictaluridae.
AAAAGAAAAAAAAAAAAAAAAAAAUGGCGAAACUUGGACCGCCGUUCCGGCAUGAAAAUGUCACCCAGCACGGAUUUAUCGUUGUUUUUUUGAGCAUUAAGUCCUAAAAUUCAGUUCCGGGAUACACUCAAAGAAGCCGGCUGUCUUUUUUUUUUUUUUUUUUUUUUUAAAUCUUGUAGGUUGAGCUGGUCAGAGGGAUAUGGUUGUGGAUAUGCUGACGUCUCUCCAAGAGCAAAUCCCUCCGCGUGUAGCUCCGACGGAGGAAGACUGCCGGAAUUCCCCCACCGCCCUUCGUCUCGACUGCCGCAGUGACCACUGUCAUCCUCCGGCUGUCCCUCGCGCUUCCGUUUUUGACCGCGCCGAUGAGCCGGGAAGUUCCGCAGCGAGCAGAAGUUCGAAGGCGGUCAGGAUGAACCUCAGUGAUGGUGCCAACUGUUCAGAACAGCAGCGAAUGAGCUCGUCAGAAAGAGACAGCAUGGAAAGCCAUGAAGACAGAGACGAGAGUCGACACAGACAGCCCGAAGAUAAAACCACAAGGUCCUGUAAACGCAAGUUGGACUUGGCGUCGUUAUCUUUAGGGUCACGUGACGUGACUAAAGCCCAGGAUUCCGAGAAAAAAGAUCCCGAAAGCCCCCCACCAGCAAAGAGAUGGGUGAUCGGCCCUCUUUUCCAGUCAUUCAAAUCCAAGAUGGCGAGCUUCACGGAGAUCGUCAUGAGUCCCGUGCGGCUUUUCAAACCCAUCGAGCUUCCGGCUGGGUCGAACGGCGAAGCUCCGCCUGUGACUCACGAGAGCCGGGAGGAUGUAGACGACGCGGUUUCGAUAAAAGAGGGGAAGGUUACUCCCUUGACAAAACUGAAAAUCAUCCAGAGACUGAGUUUCGACACCAGUUCGAGCGAUUCCGAGCAGAACAAAGUGACUGUUUCGCAGAACGGAUCAGAACAUCAACAAGACUCGAUCCCAGAGGACGAUCGGUUUACGGAAGCGGUCAGGGCUACAAAUGUUCCCCGGAGCAGCAGGGAAGAAAAACAGAACUCCGAAUCGUUAAAUCCACUCCAACGCACAGAUCUGGCGGACGGUACGGGCUCCGUCAGGACGAGCCUAAUGAAAGGUUCUGGAUCUGGGAAAGCAGUGCAGGAAUUAAUCGUUUUGUGUGAACGAAAGACAAUGGAUGAGUUAAUAAAGCAAACAGGACAGGCAGAUGAGAGUACAAGCCAGGAUCAGCCCAAAAAGUUGAGGCGUCCAACUCCGGCUAUCAGAAAGAGUAAGAAAGGCAGAGCGGGAAUGGCGAAAAGCGUGGAAAAAGAAGGCGCAAUUGGGACAGACCAAGAGGAAGAAUCUCCGACGGUGAUGCAGACCAAGAUUUUGGAGAACCUGAAGCUGGUUCAGACUGGUAAACGGAGAAAAGUUCAGGUCUCGGACGAGCGCCUUAGCACGUGCAAUACUGGAGAUGUUCAAAUGCCAGGCCUAAACUCCUGUGAUUCCUCGGCGAGAGAGAUGCGAGCAUCCAGAAGUAAAAGGGAAAAAGACGUGAGAUGUACAUUGGUAGCCUUGGAUACCACCAAAAGUGCCUCGAUUGAUCUCGUCAGCACGAAUGCGACAAACGAUUCCACACCACCAGAAGGUCCUCCGUCGACGUGGGCUAGUUCCCGAACGACGAGACGGUGUAAGAACGACAAAGAGAGGAAAUCCGUCAUCAUGGAAGAUCCGGCAGAGCGUUUCAGGUCCAGAAACGGAUCUUCAGAUUUAAAACCGGUGCGUAGGAACGAUAUCCGUCAAGCCAAGCGCAAACCUGAGACGUCCGCAACGCCGGCAGCUAAAAAGCCAGAAGUUAGCAGAAAGCGCUCAAGUACACGAAGAGUUAAAAGAGCCGUGGAUGCGUUUGAAGAUCAGGGGAUGUCCAUGUCUCUGACGCUGAAGGUCGGGUCAGGAGUGGACGUAGAAAAGGAAGCGAACUCUAUCGUGACUUGUGGAAUAACGACGAAGGGCAGGAAAACGGGAGAAGACAUUGGAGACGACUCGAAGCCAGGACCGACGUCGGGCUCGACUCGGCUCAAGCGCAGCCUGUCCUGCCCCGACAUCACCUCGCUGCAGCACGGUAACGACGCCCCUUCAGCUCCAGUCAGUGACGAAACGCUCUGCUGUCCUCCUUCUCCCCUGAAAAAGGCGCCUGAUUUAAACGUGAACGUACCCUCUCCGUUCAAGCGUGCUCGCCGACACACCGUGUGCAGCGUCGAAAUCGAGCGCGAGAUCGCCCCCUUGUGCCUCCGCAAGGAAGUUUAUCCAAAAUGGGGCAGUGCUUCCAGUCCUCCGUACACACACACUCCGUCCAAAUCCUUCGCGUCCCUCGUCUCCUGUUUUUUAUCGAGCCCCUUAGCGUUCCUUUCCAAGAAAUCGAGCGGAGGACACGGCGACGACAGCGGAUACGGAGCCAGCAGCAGUGACCUCGGCUGCAUCGCGUCUUCUUCGCCGCCUUCGCUCAGCGCGACUAGCGGCUCCGCGUUCUAUGCCGGUGCGCCUCGCACACCUGAGCGGACCUCCGUGUCCUUACACUGCAGUGCAUUCGUCGCUGUAUCGAUGGAGGUGGAUGAAGGCGCGGGUCGGGAGGAAAACGAGGAAAACGAACAGCCCUCCGCCGUGUCCGAAGAGAAAGCUUUGUCCGACUCUGAGAUUAAGACCGACAACAAGCAAGUGGAACGCAGAAAAGUGUCCUCGAUCCGCAUCCGCAAAACUCUCCCCAAACCGCAGUACAAUCUGACUCCGAUGGGUCUCCCCAAAGCCGUCAGGAUAAAGAAGAAAGUCUUUAGCGUGGAGGAAAUCUACACAAACAAGAACUUCAGCAAACCUCCUGAAGGACGCUUAGAGACAAUAUUUGAAGUCCCUCUUAGCCGGCGAGACGGUUCCCAGUCCCUGAUGGGUUCGAAACGGGCGAAGCGCUUUGUCAAGUUUCCCGAACUGGGCGUGACCAGGAAGCCAAGGAGGCCUCUCGUUGGUGGAGCAGGAGGGGGCGGAGCUCAGAGGAAAGCAGCAGGGAAUUCCGGCACGGGACGAACCCGCAGAGGCAGGGAAGAAGAAGCGCUUCAUCUGCAGGACUCUGAUUCGCUCCUGUGCUCGAAACUGAACGAACUGGACGAGUGGAUGGAGACGGAGCACAUGGUUUACUGAAACCUUCAGUCUGGCUUGUUUUUCUUUCCAUAGCGUACACGUGCAGAAAUGUACGGGGGUUUUUUUCCCCCCUUUGUAUUCGUGUACAGACAGACGCUUGUACAGCGUGCGCUUUAUAAAGUUUCACUUCACUUCCAA